This is a messenger RNA of Mycena citricolor, 506 nucleotides long. The record is from the annotation of a GenBank genome assembly. NCBI's taxonomy places the organism in Eukaryota, Fungi, Basidiomycota, Agaricomycetes, Agaricales, Mycenaceae.
CUCCCGCAUAGUGCCCACACUAAGCUCUCACUCACACAGCAAGUUCGUAUUCGCGGCGUCACAUGCGACCAAAUUCGAGAGAAGUCCAAUAUUCCUCCAUCAACAGUUCAGAGCGAAGUGGUCGCACUCGCGAGCUCGAUCGAAGUCGAGAACACAGCGGUGACACUGAUGAGCGAUGAUGUUGCACUGCCGCUGAUGGCCGAGGUGGUAGCGGUGGGAAGGAACACCAGACAAGUGGUGAAGACAACGGGCUCGUUCCCGAGUACUGCUGACUGCACAUGGGUUAGAAGAGUGGAGAAUUUGCGCGCGAAAGAGACGCACGGUAGACCAAGUGGAGCUACUAGAGAUCGCGGUGGUCGGAGACGCAGUCACACUGACAAUCGGCGCAGUGACCAGCGAAGCGGUCUGUGCAAAGAUAGAUGAGAAUCAGGAGGGGAUUCCGGUGAGGAGGUGACUUAGCACUGACAAUUUCAUGCCCGGUGACCGUGGUGGUGGGAGCGGGGAGG